Messenger RNA from Phyllostomus hastatus (greater spear-nosed bat), 3586 nucleotides. It is a transcript of the gene ADH6, whose product is annotated as alcohol dehydrogenase 6 (class V). Gene Ontology annotation, biological process: retinol metabolic process; retinoic acid metabolic process. Gene Ontology annotation, cellular component: cytosol. NCBI's taxonomy places the organism in Eukaryota, Metazoa, Chordata, Mammalia, Chiroptera, Phyllostomidae. The record is from RefSeq and is a predicted model, not a curated record. Bases 217 to 1335 code for a protein of 372 amino acids. The transcript has 9 exons. Gene Ontology annotation, molecular function: all-trans-retinol dehydrogenase (NAD+) activity; zinc ion binding.
UACACUUUUACUGAGCCAAGUGUAUUUCAGAUAAGGAACAGGACAAUCUGAGCUUCAGGCCUGUUAAUUACCAGACUAUACAAAAGAGCACAGGACCCAGACUCUUAGCCAAGCAGUGACCUGUGUACUCUUGGACUUCCCAGAAUAGAAGUUAUAAACAGAACCUUCCCUUCUCAGUAUAUUCACUUGUGGCAAGAAGAACAAACAAGAGUCAGCAUGAGUACUACCGGGAAAGUUAUCAAAUGCAGAGCAGCCAUACUCUGGAAGCCUAAUGCACCAUUUUCCAUUGAGGAAGUAGAAGUGGCCCCACCAAAGGCAAAGGAAGUUCGCAUAAAGAUUGUGGCCACAGGGCUCUGUGGUACAGAGAUAAAAAUAUUGGAGAGCAAUACCCAUUAUCCCAUCAUUCUGGGCCAUGAAGGGGCUGGAAUAGUCGAGAGUGUGGGAGAAGGAGUGAACACCGUGAAAACAGGUGAUAAAGUUAUCACACUCUUUCUACCACAGUGUGGAGAAUGUGUCUCCUGCCUUAAUUCCAAGGGCAAUUAUUGUAUGCAAAUCAAACAGUCAUUCACUCACCUGAUGUCUGACGGUACCAGUAGGUUUACCUGCAAGGGAAAACCAAUAUACCACUUUGCUAAUACAAGCACCUUCUCUGAAUACACAGUAAUAAGAGAAAUCUCAGUUGCCAAGAUUGAUAAAGUUGCUCCUCUGGAGAAAGUAUGCCUAAUUAGCUGUGGUUUUUCCACUGGGUAUGGUGCUGCAAUCAAUACUGCCAAGGUAACCCCAGGCUCCACAUGUGCAGUGUUUGGCCUCGGAGGAGUCGGCCUCUCUGUGAUCAUGGGCUGUAAGGCAGCUGGAGCAGCCAGGAUCAUUGGGGUGGACAUCAACAAAGGCAAAUUUGAGAAGGCAAAGGAAUUGGGUGCCACUGAGUGUAUCAGCCCAGAGGACUUCAAGAAACCCAUCCAAGAAGUUUUAGUUGAUAUGACAGGUGCUGGUGUGGAAUUUUGCUUUGAGGUCAUUGGAAAUCCAGAAAUGCUGGCAGCUGCACUGGCCUCCUGCCAUGAGAGCCAUGGGGUCUGUGUGAUUGUUGGGCUCUUGAGGUAUGGUGUCCAAAUCAACAUUGAUGGCUUCUUGUUCUUUUCAGGACGUACUUUGAAAGGAUCUGUUUUUGGAGGCUGGAAAAGCAGAGAGAACAUCUCUAAACUGGUUUCCGAAUAUAUGGCAAAGAAGAUUAAUUUAGAUCCACUAAUUACUCAUAAUAUGAAUCUUGACAAAAUCAAUGAAGCAGUUGAAUUAAUGAAAACUGGAAAAUGUAUCCGCUGUGUCCUGAUACUUUAAGUGCAAUGUAAUGAAUGUAAGAUCUGCAGGAUAUUUCACCAACUAAAUUGCAUUCUGCAUAAUUUCCAUGAUUUAGAAGAAGUAUCACACAAUACUGUUGCUAUUUUCUUGCUUUUGAUGAAUUUAGUAGUGGGCUAAUAUCUGACUUCUGUUCUCACCACCUCAUCAAAAUCUGCCUCAUGUGACCCAAUCUCACCCAGGGAUACCCUCCCUUUUAGAGCUAGAUCAAAGUUAAUUUGAAUCACUGAAUUCCAAACACUUCACACAAGAUAGUCACCCCAAAAAUACUCACAUUUUCAUAGUUGUCUCUAUCUCUGGGUCCAUGUUUCUUUUCACACUAUAUUUCUCACCCCCAUGAUGACCUGCUUAUUUCACAUUAAAGAAACAAAACUCAUCAUUCAUGAGUUUAUUGAACAUUCAGUUUGAAGCAAGCUGAUAGAAGUGGAGGUGGAGUCUUUAUUACAUCAACUUAAAUAAAUCCCAGUUAAACACUAAGUAUUUCAUUCUUAAUAUUACUCACCCCAGAAAAACUUCAACUGGUAUUUCACCUUAUAUAACCUAGCCUGAAACCACCACUUAUAAUAUCUCUGUGGUACUCACCUCUUCUCUCAUAAAUUGCCAAAGGAACUUCAAAUUGUUCUUUAAUUGACCAGGACAAUUUAGCUCUCAGCAGUUCAUAUUACCUGGCUUUAUAAACAAGCCCUCUGGAAUUCAACAGAAAGAGAAAAGGGCUUGAGGGGAAGUUUUAUUCAUUGUUAGGAUCUAUGGUUCCUGGGAGGCAGCUGUGGUUUUAAGCAGUAAAACUGGCUAUUAUUCCACUCUGCAAGGAAAGAAAGGAUAGUUGCAUAGUUCAAUAUGAAGAUCUGUCACAGAGUCUUUUCUCCAAGGGGAUGAAAGAAAGACAAGAUCCAGUAGUGAUUUGUGGCAUCCAAUCCCUCUCUACCCAUGCCCCAACCCCUCUGCCUUAAUCUCUCUUAAUUCUCCUAGAAUCUGGGGUGAGAUUGAGCCCUUUUGGUAUAUGGCUUCUUUCCUAUCCCCUUGAUAUAGAUAGAAUCUCUUUCUAACCCUCUCCCCCAGUACACACACCAGGAGCUCCCUUCCUAUUUAAAGUCUCUUCUGCUGCAACUUGGGCUUCCCUACAUCUAAAGCCACUGGAUCAGACAGGGGUCCCGCAAGGAAAAGAGGAUUAACUUAAAUUUCAACCAAUAAUUUCUUUUUGUAUCUGAUGUGCUGUUUACUGUCAACACUUUGUCCAAACACAGUUGUCCUUAGGGCCUUUCCCCCUCCCACCUACAAAUUUAAAAAAAUGGCUUAUACAUUGAUUUAAUUCAACCUGCUAUCUGUAUUAGAAUCAGAGAAGGGACCUGGGUCCCUGUCAACUGCCACUACUGACUGCCUCCUCUCUGAUUUAUUAUAAAGAGUAUUUUGACGAAGACAGAGGGCUCAGGAUAGGGUAUGCCCUAUCAGGGUUGCUCCUGCCAACAAGGAUGAAGCACUUUCCUUCUCCAUCUUCCCAAGUCUGAGCUGGAAUUUCCAUGCCCAACCCUGCUCUGCUCUUCUAUUCCAUGAGGGGAAGCCAGGGUGUGCUCCUACUCUGCCUGUCAAAAUAACCUUAUUAACAGUGAGGACUUGGAGAAGUCUUCAGGUCCAGGGAGGUCUGAGUUUGCCCAAAAAUGUUUUGCUAUCAACAGCAUCCACACUCCGCUUCAAGAAAGCGUAAUUCUUUUUUAUCGUUUAUUUGUAUUGUAUUUUUCCAUGACCAUUUGUCCCCCUUACACCCUUCUCCACCCUCCACCCACUUUAAAGCCCAAUUAUGUAAGCUUCUUUGAAUAUCUCUUUGUGUUGCAGCUCAUUGCAAAACUCUCUUAUCCAAUCACAAAGACAAACUUUUUCUCCUUUCUGUUGAUACACAGCCAAAAACAUUACACAAGUGCCAGUAACUAUCCACAUCACUGAAUACCCACUCAUUGUUGUUUCUGGACACAUUUAAGUGUCCAGUUCCAGCCACAAACCAAAAUCCUUCUUUCCUUCCUGGGCACUGUACUUCCCUGGAUAGGCACUCACAUGGGUAGUUUAUGGUGUCUAGUCCCCAGACCCACAGUGGGAGCCCUGCUGCCAGGGAGAACCACAGUCCACAUCUCUUGCCUGCAUAAUGAAAAACUUUAAGUAUUUUCAGAUUUCUACCUGCAAACAAGAAUAAUUAUAUCUGGGCUAUCACCCAAACAUUAAUAAAACAAGUAUGUCCAUAUAA